GGUGUCCUCGCGCAGGAUGGCGGCCCUCCGGGCUCUGGUGGCGUCGAGGCUAGCGGUGACCGCCGCCUUCGCGCCGCGCCCCGGCCUGCGUGCGCUGCCGUUCGGCGGAGCGGCGCAGUCCCCGCGCGCGGCCUUCCACGCCUCCGCGCCGCGCCCCGUGGCCAGGGUCGCAGUGGUGCUGUCCGGAUGCGGGGUCUACGACGGGACAGAGCUCCACGAGGCCUCAUCGAUACUGGUUCACCUGAGCCGUGCGGGGGCCGAGGUCCAGAUCUUCGCUCCUGACAUCCCUCAGAUGCACGUGAUUGACCACACCAAGGGGCAGCCUUCUGAGGGCGAAACCAGGAAUGUUCUGACUGAGUCCGCGAGGAUCGCCCGCGGCAAGAUCACCGACCUGGCCAAACUCAGCGCUGCUAACCACGACGCGGCCGUCUUCCCCGGGGGUUUCGGAGCCGCCAAAAACCUGAGCACGUUCGCCGUAGACGGGGGCAACUGCAAGGUGAAUAAAGACGUGGAACGCGUCCUGAAGGAGUUCCACCAGGCCGGGAAGCCCAUCGGCUUGUGCUGCAUCGCUCCCGUCCUCGCGGCCAAAGUGCUCAGAAGCGUCGAGGUCACCGUGGGCCACGAGCAGGAGGAAGGCGGCAGGUGGCCGCACGCUGGGACCGCGCAGGUCAUCAAAGCCCUGGGUGCCAAGCACUGCGUGACAGGAGUGACCGAGGCUCACGUGGACCGGAAGAACAAGGUGGUCACGACCCCGGCCUUCAUGUGUGACACGGCCUUCCACCACAUUCACGACGGGCUCGGGGCCAUGGUGAGCAAGGUGCUGGAACUCGCCAGCAAGUGAGGCCCUCGGUGCGGGGCUGCUCGCCUGUCAGCUUGGAACCGCGCAGGAAUUGAUUUCUUCGCUUAAACCUGCAGGCAUUUUCUUUGUAAGGAGGGCGCUCGCGAUACGCUUGGGGUCAGGGGUAGACUCCCUCUCAAGGAGUGAGGCCGGGGCGGCAGGGCCCACCGUCUGAGGGGCGCUGGCACCUGGCCUCGUGUGCAGCUUCCAGCUUGAGGUCAAGUCUGCCUUUCUGCGCCAGCAGGAGGGCGAGAGAGGACGGCAGUCCUAGGCCGGGCUCGCGUCAGAGCACCUCACUCAGUAUUUGGAAGGAAACAAUCUUUAAGUUUGUAAAUCUAAUAAUCAGGAAACCAGAAUACCACCUCAUCGACAAUUAAAGCUUCUCUAAUCUGGAGUGGGCACGUAUUAAUUAGAACAGUCUGCAGCUUUUUAGAGCAGGCAGGCCCUUUGGGGAGAGGAAACUUCUUUCCGAAACAGACAUGGGCAGUUCUGUUCCAGGCCCCCUGAGCCCAGCAGGUGAGGGUCACACACGAGGCUCCGUACCUUAGGCUCAGGUCUCCUUGUUUCAGGAAGGGAGGGUGCAGGAGCUCAGUCUGUGUGGACCUGCAGGUGGGCCCAGGCCCCGGGAGGGGGCGUGGGCCGUGCGGGAGGAGCGAUGAAGCGUGAGCCGGCAGGCUGGCUGGCGCCUUUCUGUGGGCGUGUGGCUUCUGUCCUGGGACGGCUCGCGGGGGGCUUCGCCCGUCACAGCGCAGCCCCGCUGGCCUGUCCUCCGUGACCCAGGGUGGCGCCCCGGGUGCUCGGAGCCGCCACGUCAUCUGGUCCUGAGAAAGCUGCCGGGGCCGACGCAGCGGGCUGUUCAGUUGGGUCCAGUCCACGCUGAGCUGUGUCCUGGUGGCCUGGGGGUGGAGUGCAGUCACAGGUCGCCCACGCUGCCCCUCACCCUGCCCCACCGACGGACAGGCCUCUAGCAGUUUUCCAGGGUCUGAGGGAGCUCGGGGAGGGCCGGGCCUGUGGAAGGAGCCGUAGAGCCUGAGACCACGCCCACCUGAUCCGCUUAGCUCCCUGGGUAUCUCACGUCUGCCAGUCUUCCCUGCACUGCAUGGCAACUCUGUUCUCUGGUGGCCUGUCCUCCUCCCACGACACUGGGUCCCAUGGGACACAAGCCCCUGAGGCACACCUGCAGGCACCAGCCACACUGGCCAGCAUCGUCCUUGCUCAAGAGAGCCUUGCAGGGCCCAUCAGAGGUGAGGUUAACAGCUCAUCCUAAGAAGUUUGUUCACUGAAACAUUUUGUACAGAUUUGUGUGUGUGUGUGUGUGUGUGUGUGUACAUGCACGUGCACGUAGAAGAAUGCAAAAUCACAGGUGUGCACCUCGGUGAGCUUUCAUGGAAUGACCUGCUACCUGGAUCCAAAGACCACAGCAUCACCAGCCCAGGUCCGCUCGGCACCAGGGGGAUGCCCAGGCGAUGGUGUGUGUCCUGGCUGCGUGACUUUCUUUUACAGCAACGUUUCUGGAGGGUUCUCCCCUGGCCGUCCGUGUCCCGUGAGCGUGGCCCCUGGGCUCCGGGGGUGGCCCCUGGGCUCCGGGGGUGGUGUGGUGUGUUCAGCUCCCGUGUGCCUCGCCCAGGGUACGGGCAUCUGGCCCUGGGGUCUGUUGGACCUUCUGUUUUCAUUCCUGCCACCUCGGUGGCUGUGGAAGGUGUUCCCGUGGUUUUCUCCGGCCUCUCCCUCGUGUCCGCUGAGGCCCCAUCUCCUCUCUGUUUAUUUCCUGGCCCUUUGGGGACCCUCUUUGGCAAAGCGUCUGUUGGAGUUUCGGGCCGUUCGCUCUCGGUUGUCUGUCCGUGUUUGGUGAUUGGAGCUGCUUUGUGCUCUGGUUGUAGGUCCUUCGUCAGUUCAGUGGGUCGCACGUGUUUUCUCCCACUUUGUCUUUUCGUUCCGAGUGGUCUUGAUGAGCAGAUCGUCCUGAUUUAAUGUUGGCCUGUUGAUCACCCUUCACCGUGUGUGUUUUUCUGUCUUUCUGUGGAAGAAAACUCCUUCCCGCAGGAAUGAGGGCAUUUUCCUGUGUCAUCCUCGUGUUAACGGUCGUUUCGCCUCUGUGUUUAGAUCAGCGGUUCGUCUAGAAUUGGUGUUGAUGAGUCAUUCUGCUCUGCAUUUGAUUCAUCGCUUCUGGAAAUGCCAGGGAAUGUGCCCACAGAGCAGAGUGGGCUUCAGUGGCCCGAGAGGUGUCACUGCGAGGCCACCUGGAGCCCCGCUUGCUUGAGUUUAUCUCACAGGCGCGGGGCGGGGGCGGUCUCAGGGGCAGUGGGGCAUCAGUGCCCGAGGGGUGGAGACCCACAGGGAGCAGGCUGCCUGGAUUCCACCUCCUCUGCUGCCACCUGCUGGGACCCGGCCAGAGGGCAGGCGGCUGGAGAGGGAAGGGCAGACUUACGAGGAAGUCCCCAGAGAAUGUGUAGUCACUCGGUGUCACCU
Globicephala melas (long-finned pilot whale) is the source of this 3307-nucleotide messenger RNA. RefSeq names its product glutamine amidotransferase class 1 domain containing 3 (gene GATD3). Lineage: Eukaryota; Metazoa; Chordata; Mammalia; Artiodactyla; Delphinidae. The record is from RefSeq and is a predicted model, not a curated record. Gene Ontology annotation, cellular component: mitochondrion.